Molecule: messenger RNA, 4878 nt
Organism: Neodiprion virginianus
Lineage: Eukaryota; Metazoa; Arthropoda; Insecta; Hymenoptera; Diprionidae
Gene: Unc-115a
Product: actin-binding LIM protein 2
Exons: 15
Coding region: 197-2527 (776 amino acids)
Biological process (GO): lamellipodium assembly; cytoskeleton organization
Cellular component (GO): actin cytoskeleton
Molecular function (GO): actin filament binding
Source: RefSeq, a predicted model, not a curated record
UGCCUGCGCGCUUCUAACUGUGCAGUGAUGUCGGACAACGAACGUGCCGUGAAAUGAUUGUUCUUCGACUUUAAAUGAUUUUUCUAUGUGAGAUUAGAAUAUCUUUUUACAUAAUUGUGAUUCGUGGUUUGUCAUGACUAUCUGAGAUUUGUGGCUGAUUUUUCUUGGUGUCUCGACUAUUGUAAAGGGUUGAAAAAUGGGUAAAACUCUCUGCCAAGCUUGUAAUAAGAAGUGUAGCGGAGAAGUUCUACGAGUGCAGGACAAGUACUUUCACAUCGGUUGCUUCAAGUGUGCGCAGUGCAAUUCCAGUUUAGCUCAGGGUGGAUUUUUUGCUCGUGAAGGCUCCUACUAUUGUACUAAGGAUUAUCGCGAGCGCUGGGGCACUAAGUGUGCUGGUUGUGGCGAGUAUGUUGAAGGUGAUGUUGUAACUGCUGGAGAAAAACACGCAUUUCAUCCUAACUGCUUCCACUGUCAACGAUGCCGGCAACCAUUGCUUGGCCAAGGAGCUAAGGUCACAUUGGUACAAGGGCAAGCAUUGUGUCAUCGAUGCGUCAGUAUACCGGUACGGGAGGCUUCUACUCCAAUAAAUAAUAGUGGACCCCCGCCAGGACUAGAAAGCCAGAUUGAUCCAGGUGCCUGCGCUGGGUGUAGACAGCAGUUACGAGAGGGUCAAGCUUUGGUAGCCUUGGAUCGGCAGUGGCACGUUUGGUGCUUCAAGUGUCAUAGUUGUGAUACUGUAUUGCACGGAGAAUACAUGGGCAAGGAUGGGGUACCGUACUGUGAAAAAGAUUACCAGAAGCAGUUUGGAGUCAAGUGUGCUUACUGCAGUCGAUAUAUAAGUGGAAAAGUAUUACAAGCUGGUGAAAAUCAUCACUUUCAUCCAACAUGCGCGAGAUGUACGAAAUGUGGAGAUCCUUUUGGGGACGGAGAAGAGAUGUACUUGCAAGGCGGUGCUAUUUGGCAUCCCCGUUGUGGACCUGGACCUACUGGCUCUAAUGGCAUUAUUAAUGGUCAUGCAGAGAACCACGUUCAUACUCCACAUAGAGAUUCAGAACGCAUUUGCAGUAGUGCUUCAGAGAUGCAGUUUUCAAUACGGUCACGCACACCAAGUCUCAAUGGAUCCCUGUACAGCCCUUACAACAGCCUGAGUCGCAAGUACUAUCCAACAAGAACUGGCAGUCCGGGAUUGAUCUUGAGAGAAUACGGAAGAGGUGGUGAGGAUGUAUCUAGGAUUUGUACAUAUUCUUAUCUCACAGAGACACCGAGCCAAGGAUACUUGAGGCGACCAAUUCAGCCAUAUGAUAAACCACCCACCAGCCCUCACUUCCAUAGACCUAGUUCUUCAAGAUCAAUAAGAAGUAGUGGCGGGCGCAGCAGCCGUUCUGGAAUGCGUGCAUUGGUUGAUGCACUCAGUGACGCAAGACCCAAGUCACCUGCAGCAGUGAGUCAAGCGGACAAUGAGGAGCCAAUUGAAUUGGCUCAUUUUCCUGAUGCGAUGAGGCCACCGCCAGGAACACAACCUCCUAUUGAAAGAGACGAUUUCCCUGCUCCACCAUAUCCUUAUACUGAUCCGGAAAGGCGCAGGCGUUGGUCUGAUACCUACAAAGGUGUACCAGUCUCGGAUGACGAAGAUGAGGUGGAUAACAAGGGAUAUAUCCAAGAAGCUGAGCAAAAAUUGAAGAAGGAGCAGGCUGAGUUGAGCAAAAUUGAUACAGGAAUAGCCAAAGUCUUUUUGCAGGACCGUGAAAAAGAUAGGGAAAAUUUACGACAUAGAGCAGCAAAUGUCGACCCAAGGAAUGCUUCGAGAACACCUUCUGCUGCUCGAGAACCGGCUUAUCGGUUACGUUACGAAAGUCCCGUUGGCGCUUCACCUUCGAGGAAUAUAGAUCACGCUCGUCCAUGGGAGGAUGAAGAUGGUGUUAGUUACAGAUCUAGUGUCGGGCCUAGUUACAAUGCUGGGAGAUCUUCUGUUCGCUCCCCGGCUCCCAGAAAUUAUCCACCUCUUGGUACUCAGCGAGCAUCUACUCUGCCAUCAGCCAGUAGGCAUUACCAUUCGGGUGACUAUUCAUUCAGUGGAAUGGGCGAUAAAACGCACAGCACAGAUUUUUCGUCUGGGAAAUCCGACAUAUCGACAGGCAGCAUCACGGACGUGGACCGACGGGCAUUGGUAUGUACUACAGCGCCCUACUUCUCCCGGCGCAUUAGCAUGAAUGACGGUGGGGUAAUUCCAUCAUCCACUACGUACACGGGUGGUCUGGGAUCUGUCACAGUAAAUCAUGGUGGACAUCAUGUAAGGCGCUCGUUACCAGACAUGGGAGCAAAUCCAGGAGAGCCACCGAAGCUUUAUCCUUAUCAUCUCCUUUUAAUCACCAAUUACAGGCUGCCUGGCGAUGUAGACCGCUGCAAUCUAGAGCGGCACCUAUCCGACGCUGAAUUUGAAGCCAUUCUACAAUUCACUCGUGCUGAGUUUUACCGGCUGCCACAAUGGCGUCGCAACGAGAUUAAACGAAAAGCACGACUCUUCUAAUUCUUUGAAAAAAAUGAGUAAUUAUUAUUAUUUAGUAAUCAAACAAUUUUUCAGAAUAAUUAUUUGUGCAGAGUGUAUUUUUGAGUGCAACAGUCUGGUUUAUGUAACAAUUAAAAGUUGAUAUCGUAUUGUGCAGAACGUGUCAGGGAGUACUGAAUGAUAACUUUGAUUUGUUCGUAGGUACAUUAGAUAAUUAUUCUCUACAACUCAGUUCUUCAGUCUGAUGUUUCACAGUUAUCUGAAUUUUAGUGGACACGCAAUACAUUAACUAUAUUUCCAUACUAUUAUUUGUAUUUUUCGCUAAUCGUUAUUGUCAAUUUCAUAUUACUUUCCACGUUGAACGUAAAAUAAUACGUUUAGUGUAUAUUUUCGAAUUUAGAGAUCUAAAGGACAUGUUGACAAAAAAACGAAACGUAUCAGAUCCCUUUUAACCGUUGUAAUUUUAUUAUUCACGCAAGUUUGCCCAUAUUGGAAAUAAAAUUUAACAAUGCGUACAUAAAUACAUGAAUUAGUUUUUUAAUUACCAAACUUUGUAUCAGGUAGACUUCACCGAGUGCUAUAAAAGUUGAGUCAGUGUCACCUUGAUAUCUUAAUUUACUUAAUAAUACGAAAUUCGUAAUUUCGAAUUGAAUGCAGUACUAAAAUAACCGUUUUAUUGGGCCGUCACAUUUUUAUGCUAUAGUUGAUAUUUUUUUAUUAACAAAUUCAGAGGUAUAAUAAUUACUAGUACCAAUUCAUGUAUUUUUCAUACUAUUAGCACUCUAUGAAGAUUGUUUUACUUAUAAGUUGUUAAAUGCAGUUAUCGAUUUAUCCGGUGUUGUGAUUGCGGCUGAAACGCUGUCUUUCAAUGACAUGGCUUUGCAAUUAAUAAAUAAAUGAAUAAACUAAGAGAAAAUGUUACAAUACAAUUAUUAGUUACUGUAAAUAAAAUGGGUAACGUAAGAAAGAAAGGGAAUAUGCAUAUGCUAUGCUUAACCGGCAUACCCAAACACACUCCUUCAUGAAUGAUGAAAUAUAUUAUCUAAAAAUUCUAUUAGAUAAUGAUCAUAGUAAUUAUAGCUGAUACUUUUAAUAACUAUUACACGUUACUGUAACCAAAAUGAGAUAAAAUGUUAAAAACUGAAAAAUAUUGGAUAGGAAACACGCAGCUUGCAGAAUAAUACUAUAAAAGAAAGUGUUUAAACAUCAAUUAACGAUAUUGUCAAACCGCAAGCUAAGCGUACAAGGAUAUGGGUCAUGCUUUAAAACUCAUUUUCCGGGGAUAAAAGAACUAAAUUAAUUAUAUAAAUAUUUGACUGAUGAGUCAGAGCCACUUUAAUCGAACGUUGAGGCUCUGGUAGCGCAACUAGUAUCACAUUUGCAAUACCAUAGUUACAUAAAUUUUUAAAUAAAUAUAAACGUGUCAUACAUAAAAAAUUUCAAGAUUGUCCUUUUGCAAAUAUCGCAAGUCGAAGAAGCGAGCUUAAUUAUAUCAUUAAUGUGCAAGAUGAUUAAUUUUUGGUGUUGAGAGUUUGAAGGUUUAAUUCUAAGAUUUCGUAGACCUAAUUUAUUUGGCAAAUUAUGUCAGAAAUCGAUAUAUGAAAGUUCAACAUUUUACUCAAGGUGUUCCAGCAAUGACGCUAUAUUUACAUUUUUGAUCUCUGCGACCAAUGUUAUAUAACGAACAAGUAUUUCAUUGCAAUUUGGAAGAUCAGCAUCGUGGGUUAAGAGUUAAAUAGCUAAAUAUAAGCUAAGACUGUGAGUUAUUUUAUUUAAUUCUUUUGAUUGUCUUCAAAUGUAUUUUUAAAUUUAUUUUUGAGUCACUGCAAUGUCAAGAGGUUGAUUUUUUGCACAUGCUACGGUAGCGAUUUGCUAUGAAAUAUUAUUAUUUAACAUGAUUUAUUAGCUAAAUUCUGACUAGAGAUAUUUUUGAAAAGCAAUUAUAUUACAUGUAAGCUUAUGAGUAAUGUUAAGAAAUACAUUCAAAAUUUUUAUGACAACGUUGAUAUUUGUACCAUAUUUUGUGGCCACAACCCGAGAAUAUAUUGUAUGUCGCAGUUACAGAGCAGCUUUUGCAGAUCUUAUUCUACCAAUAAGUGUUCAGCUGCAAUUAGCAAGUAUUACUCAGCUAUGUAUAUCCAGUGACAAUCGGCCAGUUUAUCUGUGUAUUACUCAAUUUCGGGAUUUUAGGGUUCAAACUUAUUCCUGUUACGGCUGCCAGCUACAUACUUAUUUGAUUUUUGAUCAUAACUGCGGCAUAGAGAAUGUCAAUAUGCUUUUACUGUGAUGUUAACAGAUGUAACAUAUCCUGUAUAAAAGCUCGUCGCUUCUGCUAGUCCGUGAAAUACAAUAAAGGCAAAAAUUACACAGGA